AAUUCACGAGUUUUCGUUCAAAUGACCAUUUUUCAUCAGGCUCCUACACUUACUUUCAGCAAUAGCAGAUAUUUCAGACCAUUCAUAGUGUGGUAUUUAGCGGGUUUUGAAGCAAAAUCAUUUGAGUAACGUGUGGAGAGCAUUUGACGUUGGUAUUUUUUGGAGGGUUAUUUCAUCUGAAUGCAAAUGGAUUUUAGAGUAGAUAAGUGCACUGAAACGUUUUUAUAACGGACACAUUCUGGGUAUACCUGAGAAUUAUAUUACAUCGUGUAAAAAUUUGCAUAAUAAGUCCACUUUAACAUAAACUCUUAAAAACCAGUCCCCAAAUGAUAAUAUCCAACAAAAUAUAAAAUAUUUCACAUUUUACUGAGCUCUGGUAAGAUGCAUUGUUUAGCAUCUUUUAAGGCUUUUUGAAAGAAUCACAUUUACUCAUAAAGCACAUCUCGGGUUUUAUAAUAAAUUGCAUGUUUUACUUUAUAAAUGUACUAUAUUAGUUUUAUAUUUGUAAAUAAAUGAUAGUACAUGUGAUUUGCAGUAGGUUUUUGUUUAUAUUUUCCCUGAAGUUAACAUAGUUUCAGUUUUGGUGGACUACAAAAUGCAAAUGUGUGCAUUGAAAAAAAGAUGACUACUAAUUUGCAAGUUUUUAACAUGUUUUAGCCAAAAGACAAAGCACAUUAAAAAAAAGAAUUCUCCUGUUUGUCCAAAGGACAGGAUAAGUCUGGUCACCUAUUGCGGCUGCCCUUAAAUGAAGUGUAAACUGUGCGAAUGUUGUUGCAUUGCGGCUCGCGCAGGGAAGCGGAUCAGACGUCACUCGACCAAUCGCCUCUCAGCAGAGGCUUUCCGUCAUGGCGUCUAUGCAGAAAAGAUUACAAAAAGAACUGUUGGCGUUGCAAAGUGACCCUCCACCUGGAAUGACGCUGAAUGAAAACAGCGUGCAGAACACAAUCACAGAGUGGCUUAUAGAUAUGGAAGGUGCUCCAGGUACUCUUUAUGAGGGGGAGAAGUUUCAGCUGCUCUUCAAAUUCAGUAGUAGAUAUCCUUUUGACUCACCUCAGGUAAUGUUCACUGGAGAGAAUAUACCCAUCCAUCCACAUGUCUAUAGCAAUGGUCACAUCUGUUUAUCUAUAUUAACGGAAGAUUGGUCACCAGCUUUAUCCGUGCAGUCGGUUUGUUUAAGCAUUAUUAGCAUGCUGUCAAGCUGCAAAGAAAAGCGGCGUCCUCCAGAUAAUUCAUUUUAUGUAAAGACAUGUAAUAAAAAUCCAAAGAAAACAAAGUGGUGGUAUCAUGAUGAUACAUGCUAGUAUCCAAGUGCAUCAUUGUGUUACAGUAUAUGAACAGACUUUUGGAUCAUGGAUUAGAAUUGAACCAGCAGACUGUGGCUAUUUGUGUGUGGAUUGGGCAUGCUGACUGGAAAAGAUGCAUAAAAACUGCAGGAAUGUAACCCACCCAGCAAGCAUAUUUUGAUGGAUGAAAGAUGUGGAGCUCUUUAUUUUUUUUUCUUCAAAUUUUGUAAUGUUUGAUUCAUGUUGUAUUAUUUCUUUAUAAGCCUUUAAGGGUUUUCAUUGUUUGUGCAAUAAUAACUUGAGCUUGGGUUUAAAAUAAAAGGAAGGACGGUGCAAAUCAGACAUCUAACUGCUGUAAUGGAUCCAUCAGCAAAAGCAGAGACACAAGUCGACCUUUGUCUUGCCUGGUAAUGCACUGUGAACUUUAAACAGGGCAACAUUUUUAAUUAAUAUUGUAACAUAAAACCAUAGUUUCUUUUAUGAAAUAAGCCAUUUUUAGUUGAAUAUUGUUGUUGGGUGUGGUGUACAGUACAGUAUAGGACUAUUUUGAUAAAUGCACAAUUUACUGAUAUGUACAGAUUUGAUGCGGGGUGAUAUUAUAUGAUUGUAAAUGUAAUUUAGAAUUACAUAAAAAUGCUUUAUGGGAUAAGAUUUAAGCACUGGUUUUAUAGACAGACAACUUUUGCGUAGUUAAAACAAAGAUAAAUUUUAGACAUUAUCACUUGACCUUUUAUGUAAAGCUCUAUCUAGCUAUAUUAAAAUUGACCGUUUGAUUUAAUGGUUAUAUGUGUUGUGCUGGGAGUGUUUCUUUUAAAAAGACAACUUUUCCCUGCAUCUAGUUUAAAAACCAUUAUGUUCGUGUUCAUGAUUUUGAUAACUUUAUUUAACUUUAUUUAAAAGAAAUGUCCCUAU
Molecule: messenger RNA, 2195 nt
Organism: Triplophysa rosa
Lineage: Eukaryota; Metazoa; Chordata; Actinopteri; Cypriniformes; Nemacheilidae
Gene: ube2wa
Product: ubiquitin conjugating enzyme E2 Wa
Exons: 6
Coding region: 846-1301 (151 amino acids)
Source: RefSeq, a predicted model, not a curated record